Phytophthora infestans T30-4 is the source of this 1432-nucleotide messenger RNA. RefSeq lists its product as uncharacterized. Lineage: Eukaryota; Oomycota; Peronosporomycetes; Peronosporales; Peronosporaceae. Gene Ontology annotation, biological process: cellular response to phosphate starvation. The transcript has a single exon. The record is from RefSeq and is a predicted model, not a curated record. Bases 1 to 1398 code for a protein of 465 amino acids.
AUGAAGUUCGGCAAGCGUGUGCGCAGCUUGGCUUCCCCGGAGUGGGCUACGGACUACGUGGACUACAAGACGCUAAAACGCGAGAUCAAACUGGCAUUAUCCACAGAAAACCAAACGCUUGACCAGCGAGUGACGUGGUUCCAGACAAUUCUAGAGUCUGAGAUGCAAAAACUCAAUGUUGCCCACGCGCGGAUCCUCGACGAACUGAUCAUCAGCGGUCUCAAGCCGUUGCAACAGGCGCUGGGGACGCGAUGGGUGUUGCCGCCUGCCACCGCUCGGUCGCUGUUGCUGGAAGUUCUCCAGCUGUCGAACCAAGUCGACGCUUUCCGUCGCUUCGUGGUGCUCAACAGCCUUGCACUCGUUAAGAUCGCCAAGAAGUUCGAUAAGGCUGCGAAUGCUGGUCUCCAGGAGACGGAAAACGACGAGGAUAGCGAUGAAAUCUCCACAACUACCGCUCGUCUAAAGGCUCAAGUAUUGGAAGAUCUCAAGUGCCAGUCGUUCUACGAUGGGUCCGAGUUGGAUUCACUAUGCGAUGAGACAGUGGCACUUACAGACCGAGUGAUGCUGUGUGUGCUGCCCGACGGCAACUUUCGUCUUGGACCACGUGCGUUGACGUGUCCUAUCUGUCUGUGUGCUGACGUCCAAGCGCCCAUUACGCUGUCCUGUGCCCACACGUUUUGCUGGUCGUGUCUGUCUCGAGCAGCUCAGCAUCGCUUCCGUUCGUGUCCAUUGUGUCGUCGAGCGCAGUCCGUGGACCCCCGCGACUACGAGAUUGACGGACUAGUGAAGCGCUUCAAGCGGGCUUACGAAUUCGUAGAACAGGCGCUGGAUGUGGCUCCGUUGGUAGCGAGUCCGAUGCGUCAGAUCCUUGCCGAGGCUUUCGAAGUGGGCAACGCGUACUUAAGAGAGGUAGAAGAUCAGUACGCAGCACUCGCUCCAUUGCCGUCGGCUACGUUUGAAGAGCCUCCGUCUACCAUGAACAAUUUAAAAGUAGAUUUGGAGGCAAAGGUGCCGAAGGAGGAGGUGGAACUGGAGGAACCAGAGCCUCCUGUCAUCUUUGAAAUGGGGGAUAUUGUUGAGAUCCUCCACAGUGAGCAGUGGUACGCGGGUGUCGUGCUGCAACGCAAUGAAGAUACGGGGGUUAGUGACACGUACUCGGUGCUGUGGUGGGUCAAGGACAAGUCUCAGCGGUUUGGCCAACGAACACCUCGCCAUCUCUUACGAGAACCGACCGAAGUUCCUGUCCCCCCUGCGUUGUACGAAUAUGCAGCUGGAGCGUGGCGGACCGCAGCUACUUGGGCGCUUGAGCCGUUCCGGAGGCUACGAUCGCGGUCUGAUGAAGGGUUCAGUGACAGGAAACACACACAGAAAACAAGAAACGUGUUUGGAUUAGAUUAGAUACGUGAAUAGAUUCUGAAAUCUUGAUAUCGUC